Annulohypoxylon maeteangense is the source of this 2585-nucleotide messenger RNA. RefSeq names its product fungal-specific transcription factor domain-containing protein. Gene Ontology annotation, cellular component: nucleus. The transcript has 5 exons. Gene Ontology annotation, biological process: regulation of DNA-templated transcription; DNA-templated transcription. Gene Ontology annotation, molecular function: DNA-binding transcription factor activity, RNA polymerase II-specific; DNA binding; zinc ion binding. The record is from RefSeq and is a predicted model, not a curated record. Bases 267 to 2384 code for a protein of 705 amino acids. NCBI's taxonomy places the organism in Eukaryota, Fungi, Ascomycota, Sordariomycetes, Xylariales, Hypoxylaceae.
CUUCCCGUCCAAAACUCUAAAAAUAUGGGAACAAGGAUGUGGCGGAGUAUCGGAUGGUCGGAGGGUCGGAUAGUCGGAUAUAAUCCUCGAGAAAGCGAAAAAGAGUAUCCUAAACGUUGGCUAAACAUUGGCAAUCAUAAUACUUUUCCUACUCUACACCCCAUUUACGGGAUGGUUGAACGUUAGACGCACUCGGACGGACGUACCUAGACGCACCUGCACCUGUGUAGCUGACCCGACACUCGGCAUCCAAUGACAAAGACGAUAUGCCCGGAUCGCCUCCAACAAGACAGCGUCCUUUACCUCCCCCGAAUCGGCGCCGGGACAAGCCUCAGUUAUCAUGUAAUCCAUGCAGGAGACGCAAGGUCAAGUGUGAUAGACAGCAGCCAUGUCGCACAUGUUCCAUGAGAGGACUGGCCAUGGCCUGUACCUAUCCCGACGCGGAAUCCCGCCCUUCAGAUAGAGAACCUGUCACCACUGUACAAAAUCGUAUCCGUGAGCUUGAGAGCCUUGUACAUGUUCUUAUGCAAAAGGCGGCGCCAAAGAACCCGCCGAAUGUAACAUCAGUACCACAGCCCGAAACCUCCGUCUCUCCCCUCGACGGUUAUCCUGACCCGGGUGUAGGAGCAAAUGGGUCCUCGGAACCAUCUGAUUGUGGUACAUUAACAAACACUCCGGCCGGUGUCAACUACGUCGACGGCGCACACUGGACCGCCCUUUUAGAUGGUAUCUCCGAACUCAAGGAUUGCUUCCAAGAUACCACAGAUACCGGUUCAACCAUGCGUUAUACCAUUCCGUCGCAGGUUGUUCCGGAUUAUGGUCCUCAACCCCAGUUGCUAUACGGCCGUUUCGCCCAUAUUAGCAAAGGGGAAAUACUAAGCUCAUUACCGGCCCGACCCGUCGUUGAUCGACUGAUAUCUAAGUUUUUUAAUACGAUUGACUUACAUCCAGCCCUUCUUCAUAGCGGCCAAUUCAUUCGACAGUACGAACAAUUUUGGGAAGAUACUUCUUCGGCCCCCAUUAUGUGGGUAGGCAUCUUGUUCGCCAUCAUGUCGCUUUCCAUUUUACUCUCACUGCCACAUACGAGUAGCGAGCCAAAUUCUCAAUCUUCUGACGUAGAGAGCGCUAUUCUUCUAAGAGCGUAUCGGGAGAAAGUCGUACAGUGCCUGAUGCUAGGCAAGUAUACUAAGGGCGGACCGCAUGUUUUACAGACCCUCAUACUCUAUAUCGCCAUAGAGCACUUGCUCCACGAGGAUUCGGAAUUUGGUACACAUAUACUAUUAGGCGUGAUUUUGAAUAUUGCUAUGAGGAUGGGCUAUCAUAGAGACCCCAAGAACUUCCCGGUCAUAUCACCUUUCGAGGGUGAGAUGAGAAGACGAACUUGGGCUGCCAUAUACCAGGCGAACCUUAUAUUCGCCUCCCAGAUGGGCCUACCAAGUAUGCUGAAGGAUCAUCAAAUAGACACAGAAGAACCACACAACUUAAAAGACUCCGAUUUUGACGAAGAUACAACCGAACUGCCACCAGCAAGGCCCGACAGCGAGUUAACGGCUGUCCUAUAUAUCAUUACGAGAACACGUGUCGCACAUCUCUGGGAAGAGGUUCGCGACCUUGCCACUGAUAUCAGACGUCAUAAAUACGAUGAAAUUCUAGCCAUGGAUCAAAAGGUGCAUGUCCAUCAGCGCCGUCUUCCACCAGCCUUUAGAAUGCAACCUGUGGGACAAUCAAUAACCGACCCUCCGCAUUUGAUUAUGCAAAGAAUUUGGUUGCAAAUUUGUUUUCUCAGGCUACAGAUAGUCCUACAUAAGAAAUAUUUCAUGACCCCUACGCCAAACGAACGCUACAGUUACUCGAGGAAUGUCACUCUGAAGGCGGCUGUCGAAAUCAUCGAAUACCAACAUAUGGUUUAUGACUUGGUCAAGCCCGACGCCUUAUUAUAUGAUGCUCGAUGGAAACUUUCAUCCGUGAUGAACAACGAGUUCAUGUUGGCAACUGGUGUUCUUUGCCAUUAUAUGAAGCAAAUUGACGCCGCUCCACAAAGAACCGUUGAAGGAAUAAGCAUAGAAGAUAUCAAGAAGCUUCUAAUAAGAUCUUUGGAAUGCUGGCAGCGGUUCGCUGGCACAUCCAGGCAUGCUCGGAAAGCUAUAGAGGCUAUACGUCUAGUUCUUAAAAGCACGAGCACCCCAACGUCGAGUCCCACCAAUGCAGAAGAUGAGUUCAGUCAAAUCGAUUUUCAAGAUCCCCUCCUUAUGGAUCUUAACUUCCCAUGUUCGGUGGAUGGCUUUUAUAGCGGAGACGACUCGACAACCAUUAGCGACCCUUCAAUCGAGUCAACCCCAUUCGCUAUGAGCGGGUUUCUGCCGUGGAAUGUGCUGAAGGGUUGACUGGAAUCCGUAGGGACUACAAGAUAAAGAUACGGCGCAGUGUCUGGUUCUUGACUACCUAAGCUUUUUACCCCUAGAGUAGACUUGAAAGCGGUGUAUUACAGUAUGUGAGGUUACUAUCUUCUGUCGCUGAUGAUUCUGACAGGGGUUGAAGGAACAGUCGUUUCUUUGUUCUGGCCAGCAUUGUCUCAGCUCCGUCUU